This is a messenger RNA of Cyclopterus lumpus (lumpfish), 2500 nucleotides long. It is a transcript of the gene riok3, whose product is annotated as RIO kinase 3 (yeast). NCBI's taxonomy places the organism in Eukaryota, Metazoa, Chordata, Actinopteri, Perciformes, Cyclopteridae. Gene Ontology annotation, biological process: protein phosphorylation; maturation of SSU-rRNA. Gene Ontology annotation, molecular function: protein serine/threonine kinase activity; ATP binding. The transcript has 13 exons. The record is from RefSeq and is a predicted model, not a curated record. Gene Ontology annotation, cellular component: cytosol; preribosome, small subunit precursor. Bases 222 to 1745 code for a protein of 507 amino acids.
CGCUUGGGCAGAGGUCCGCCGUGUGAACCUCCUCUCAGAAGCCCCUCCAGCGCCCUGUAACCGUCCCAGUAACCGAACUACGGCCGUUACCGACUCCCAACGACGCUCAACCCGCGGGGCGCGUGCCGGUGUGGCGUCGCGAGAGCUCGUCGUUGAGUCGAAGCUGCUGGUCACCGGUCACUCUUCGGGGAAAGGAUCGAUCCACCGGCAUCGCGGUGAUCAUGGAUCAAUCGGUAGUGGGGGUCUUCAAGAGUCCGUGGGGUCCGGUGGCCCCGGAGCCUCGGAGCUGCUCUCUGACUGAAGUGAUGAGCGAACAGCUGGCGACACAACUGGAGGAGGAAAACAAGGCCCCCCCCCCCCUCACUGGCCCCUCAGCAGACCUCCUCCCGUCAGACGACUCCUCGGAGACGACCAGCGACUUGAUGCUGGCUAAGAUGCUUCAGAUGCAGUUUGACCGAGAGUUUGACGACCAGCUCCUUCGGGAGGAGAAGAAGUUCAACGGGGACAGCAAAGUGUCCAUCUCCUUUGAGAACUACCGCAUGGUCCAUCCGUACGAAGACAGCGACAGCUCGGAGGACGAGGUGGACUGGCAGGACACGAGACACGACCCCUACAGAGCUGAAAAGCCUCAGACGACACCGAGGAAAGGUUUCACCGGCAAAGGGAAGAACAUCACCACGAAACACGACGCGGUGACCUGCGGACGCAAGAACACGGCGCGCAUGGACAACUUUGCUCCAGAGGUCCACGUGGGGGACGGGAUGGGGAUGGACCUGAAGUUGUCCAACCAGGUGUUUAACUCCCUGAAGCAGCACUGCAACAGCGAGCAGAGACGCAGCGCCAGACUGCACGAGAAGAAGGAGCACUCCACGGCCGAACAAGCGGUGGACCCUCGCACUCGUCUGCUGAUGUACAAAAUGGUGAACGCCGGCGUUCUGGAGAACAUCAACGGCUGCAUCAGCACCGGAAAGGAGUCGGUCGUGUUCCACGCCAACGGAGGAAGCCUGGAGGAGCAGCCCGUUCCGGACGAAGUGGUGCUGAAGGUCUUCAAGACGACGCUCAACGAGUUCAAGAACCGCGACCGCUACAUCAAAGACGACUACCGCUUCAUCGACCGCUUCAGCAAGCUGAACCCGAGGAAGGUCAUCCGGCUGUGGGCCGAGAAGGAGAUGCACAACCUGACCAGGAUGAGGAAGGCAGAGAUCCCGUGUCCUGAGGUGGUGCUCCUGAAGAAGCACAUCCUGGUGAUGUCCUUCAUCGGUAAAGACCACGUUCCUGCUCCCAAGCUCAAAGACGUGCUCCUGGGCUCCGAGGACAUGAAGACCGCCUUCUACCAGGUCCUCCACGUGAUGCAGCAGCUGUAUCAGGAGUGUAACCUGGUUCACGCUGACCUCAGUGAAUACAACAUGCUGUGGCACGAAGGAAAGGUGUGGCUGAUUGAUGUGAGUCAGUCCGUGGAGCCCACGCACCCUCACGCCCUGGAGUUCCUCUUCAGGGACUGCAGGAACGUUUCCACGUUCUUCCAGAAGAGAGGAGUGAGUGAGGCCAUGAGCGUCUACGAGCUCUUCAACCUCGUGAGCGGCCUGAACAUCCCUGUUGGUGAAGAAGAGGAGGCCGAGUUCAUGGCUGAGAUCGAGGCGUUGGAGAAGAGGAACGAGGAUCACGUGCAGCGUCGAGGGAAGAAAACGUUUCCGGCCUCCUGUGAAGACGUCGGUCCUCCAUUACAACCCGACUCUGAUGACUAACCCCGCCCCCCCUUCUUCACCCCCCCUCCCGGCUCUCUCUCUCUUCACGACCCCCCGUGUUGAAAACAAGCUGUAAAAGAGGAGACGAAUGGAGGAGGCUCCUCCUCCUUCAACCACCCACCAACUGCUCCCUUUAAAACAGGCCGACGGAGCUCCGCCUCCUGGCUGCAGGGGGGAGGAGCUUCAGAGCGUCCCGAGAGGCGGCGCCGAGUGUUUCUGAAGCCGAGACGCGACUCCCGUCCUCCGGCUGCGAGAAGAGGACGACGGCGCUGCUCAGAGGGUCGUUUGAUAAGAAACUGAUAUAUUCAUUAUUAUAUUAUAAUAUCAAUAUUUUAAGUUUAUAUUACAUAAUAUUAUUAUUGUAUAAUAGUAACAAUAAUAAUAAUACAAUUUAUAAAAAUAACAUUGUAAUAAUAUUAUUAUUAUUUUCAAAGAAUAGUUAUUAAGGGAUUAAAACAUGUUAUGACUCCAUUAAAUCAGACAAUUAAAAUGAAUGAUUAAAGUCGUUCUGUUUCAACGUACAGGUCUAACUUAUUAAUAAUAUUAUUUUGCUCUCCUAAAAUCUAUUGGAAGGGAAAUAGAAGUUGGUCGGGGGGGGUCAAAGGUCACGGCUGUCUGGAAGCAGAAAGGAGUUAUUAAAUGUUUCGGUAACUCUUGAAAUUGAAGCGCAGAAGAAAAAAAUGCAAGAAAAUUAAAAGUCAUCUCUUUGUGUCGUUGAAGGAAAAACAGGAAAAUAAAACUGAUUGUGGCUUUAA